Linum trigynum is the source of this 2118-nucleotide messenger RNA. Lineage: Eukaryota; Viridiplantae; Streptophyta; Magnoliopsida; Malpighiales; Linaceae. The record is from the annotation of a GenBank genome assembly.
CGUACGUACGUACAGAUCCAUGGUGCGUCGGAGUUCAGAGACGGCGGAGAAAGCGUGGGGUCGUUACUUCAUCUGCAUGGUGAUGGUGAUGCUGCUGCUGCUGAGCUGCUGCUGCUGCUGUCACCACCUCUACGGCAGCGGCGGGCGGUGCGAGGAAAUAUACGUGGUGAGGGAAGGAGAGACGCUGCAGACGAUAGGGGACAAGUGCGGCGACCCUUUCAUCGUCGAAGAGAAUCCGCACAUCCACGAUCCCGACGACGUCUUCCCCGGCCUCGUCAUCAAGAUCAAUCCCGGCCUUUCACCAACCUCCUCCUCGGCGUAGUCUAUAGCUUCUUCAUCCAUCUAAUUCGCCCUUCAUUUAUAAUCUAGGCUAGCUACUCCUAAUCUCAUCAGGGUGGACUGGGUACGUACUAUGUGUUACGUUUCAUGAUCGAUCAUGUUGAUGAUGAUGAUUUGUGACGAUAUAUCGAUCUAUGUACGUGGAUGGAUCGUUAUAUUUAUGUUUAGUAAAUUAUAAUAGUGGAUUUUCCAACGUUUUGCAUAUAUAUAAUAAUGUCACCUUGCGUUCUUCCUUAGGCAAUGGUAAAUAUUUUGCUGCUAUCUUCCGUUGCCGGAGGAAGAGACUGAAAAGGUCACCCGCUGGUAGGUAGGUAUAGUAGCCUAAUGAUGCCACGCAUUACCUCAUUCCAAAUUGCAAACAGAAUUUAAUUACUCAAUAACUCUUUUCAUUGUAGAAGACAAUUCGUAAAUAAAGUAGGCAAUAUGGUAACUAUUCUCAUCCCCAUUUCUAAUUACCCAAAUUCGUAUCCGUAAUUGACAAUUAUACUGAGGAAGGCUUUGCAACCUCUUCCCCAUAACUAAAUUCAUAAAUUUAAUAUUAUUACAAUACCUAAGUUCAACAGGUAGAUCUUCAAUUUUAAUACUAACAGACCUAUUAAAUCAUGAAAUCAAUAAAAGUACAACCUUUAAAGCGAACUGGAAACAUUGAAUCCUAAAUCAUCUAUAAGACAAAGUGCAAUGCUAUCUAAAUCGUUCAUCUCCCACUCCAACACAUCUAUCAGAAUAAUUUAACAUUAUUUUACACAAUAUAAUAUUGUUAACAAAGUCGAAAGAAGUGAAAAAGUGAAGGACGUGUUGAGGAAAAGAAAUUAAGAUUUGACUUGGCGGUGGUUAUUCAAUUACAUUUCACCUCUUUAUUUUAUAAAAUUACCCUUUUGUCUUUGGCAAGUUAUAAUUUGAUCCUUAUAUUUUUUAUAAAUGAACAAAUGUUUUUGAAGGGGAUGGGAGCUAAAACCAUACCCACCACAUCCCAUCGAACUUUACGUGGGUUUUACCAUUUCUGCUUGAUUACCAGUCAAUGUGAGGAGUCCCAGAGUUCACUGAGUCUAGGAGAGGGCGUCGAAUACCCGCGGUUAUUAGUUUUCUUACAUAUUAUAAGUAGCUUAAUUAAUAUUCAGCAACUAUUUAAAUAUACGAAUGAACUAGUAAUUGAUGAACCAAAUAGAAUUGUGAAUGAAACUUUUUGCACUCUGUGUGAGCAACCCUAUUAAUGUUUAAAACCCGAGGUAUUGCAGAGAAUUUGACAUCAUACAGGUCGUAGCUAUAUAGCUUUUAGAUCUCGUCCAAUGAGUCACAUAGAUGAAGGUAUGUUUUCAUUAGAGCUACUUCUAGAUCAUUUUUAAUUGUGUCGUAUAGAAGUAAUUUAUCACUUUUUUUUUGUAUAAAGUACACGUAUUAUAAUACCGUAGCUUGGUUUCCAUGCUGAGUAAAAGUGAUUGAUAUUUUUGAAGUGAAAUGAUGGCUAUAUAUGUUGUUGAUUGCAUCUUUUCUUCUCCAACUCACUCCAAAUCUUUCGGUUUGAAUUUCAUGCAUAUAAUAAAAUAGUUAGAAGUCUCUUUAAUUUUGAUGAUUUUCCCCUAGUCCCACAUUAUAAAAACAGAAUGAUUCCAACAUGUAUAAUGAGGGUGGAGAUAACAAUAAUAAUUAUAGCAAAACUGAAUCAUGAAACCAUAUUCCCUGGAACUGGAAAUUAGAAAAAUCGGCAGGUGGUGCUACUCAUUUCAAACAGGAAAUUAAUAUCCAAAAGAAAAAAGAAAAAAAUAAAGGUAACUAAUUAUU